Messenger RNA from Myotis lucifugus (little brown bat), 1351 nucleotides. It is a transcript of the gene DHPS, whose product is annotated as deoxyhypusine synthase. Gene Ontology annotation, molecular function: deoxyhypusine synthase activity. The transcript has 8 exons. Gene Ontology annotation, biological process: peptidyl-hypusine biosynthetic process. Bases 66 to 1001 code for a protein of 311 amino acids. Gene Ontology annotation, cellular component: cytoplasm. Lineage: Eukaryota; Metazoa; Chordata; Mammalia; Chiroptera; Vespertilionidae. The record is from RefSeq and is a predicted model, not a curated record.
GUACAGCGUUUGCGGCCCCUGAAGGCUGGCGUGGGACUGCUCUGAUCCGCGCGCGGCGGCGGAGCAUGGAGGGCCCCCCGGAAGGGGAGGCGCCGGCGGCGGCGCGGGCCGCGGUGCUUCAGCACAGCUCGGCGCUGCCGUCCGAGAGCGCCCAGGUCCGGGGCUACGACUUCAACCGUGGCGUGGACUACCGCGCGAUGCUGGAGGCCUUCGGCACCACUGGUUUCCAGGCCACCAACUUCGGGCGCGCGGUGCAUCAAAUCAAUGCCAUGAUAGAGAAGAAGCUGGAGCCUCUGCCGCAGGAUGAAGACCAGCACGAAGACCUGACCCAGAGCCGCCGCCCACUCACCGGCUGCACCAUUUUCCUGGGCUACACGUCCAACCUCAUCAGUUCAGGCAUUCGUGAGACCAUCCGCUAUCUCGUGCAGCACAACAUGGUGGAUGUCCUGGUUACUACGGCUGGGGGCGUGGAGGAGGAUCUCAUCAAGUGCCUGGCACCCACAUACCUGGGCGAGUUCAGCCUCAGGGGGAAGGAGCUACGCGAGAACGGGAUUAACAGGAUUGGGAACCUGCUGGUGCCCAAUGACAAUUACUGCAAGUUUGAGGACUGGCUAAUGCCCAUUCUGGACCAGAUGGUGCUGGAGCAGAACACAGAGGGUGUGAAGUGGACGCCUUCCAAGAUGAUUGCCCGCCUCGGCAAGGAGAUCAACCACCCAGAGUCAGUGUAUUACUGGGCCCAGAAGGAUCUGACUCCUGCUGCUGUCCUGUCCUGCACUCCCCCAGAACCACAUCCCCGUACUGAGCCCGGCACUCACAGAUGGCUCGCUGGGCGACAUGAUCUUUUUCCAUUCCUACAAGAACCCGGGUCUGGUCUUGGACAUCGUGGAGGAUCUGAGGCUCAUCAACACACAGGCCAUCUUUGCCAAGCGCUCUGGCAUGAUCAUCCUGGGUGGGGGUUUGAUCAAGCACCACAUCGCAAAUGCCAACCUCAUGGAGUUUGAUGGCUCUGACUCUGGUGCCCGGCCGGACGAAGCUGUCUCUUGGGGCAAGAUCAAGAUGGAUGCAGAGCCUGUCAAGGUGAGAGCCAGCCAGCCUGCUGGGGUGUAGGGUCUCCCAGCUAUAGCUCUGGGUCCUGUGGUUACCUGGGUCCCCUCCACAGGUCUAUGCUGAUGCCUCCCUGGUCUUCCCCUUGCUUGUGGCUGAAACCUUUGCCCAGAAGGUAGAUGCCUUCAUGCCUGAGAAGAACAAAGACUGACAGCGGUGGCCCUCCCCCUAUUUAUUUGUUUUCAGACCCGGCCCCUCCCCCACUCCUUGGUCAGUAGCACAUCUGGAAUAAAUGGUCUCAGUGGUC